Molecule: messenger RNA, 507 nt
Organism: Protopolystoma xenopodis
Lineage: Eukaryota; Metazoa; Platyhelminthes; Monogenea; Polystomatidea; Polystomatidae
Source: the annotation of a GenBank genome assembly
AUGUUGGGUGUCGGUUCUUAUAAUUCUUCUAAUUUGUUUUAUUCCAUUCUUAUAUUGCCUUGGCUACCGUCUUGCAUUACCAGUGGUUCUGUUGCGUGGUCAGUCAGCCCACUUGCAGCACCUAUGUCCCCUACUCAACCUGUUUCAGUACCAACCCGGGCUCUGCCCUCAUCACUGCUCGAGGCCAGGGUUGAGUCAGCCACCCUACUAACACCAAGAGAGCCUGCUCCAGUGCCUGGAGCCCUGGCAGGGAUACACCUCAGCCAUCGCCCGUCAACUAGCGGUGGGCAAGCCAGCAGCGGUCAUGACAGCGGGGUCCGUCUUUGCGACAGUUCGGGCGAACUUUCUUCCCUACAUAAUGACUCUGCUGGUAACAAUUCAGAGACGAUUACCCAAGCCUCCGAUAAAGCCUCACAUUCCGCCAAAACGCCUAAUUGGAUGACUGAAAAUGUGUCUGCCACUCAGCUACCCUGUUUACCAGUGAACACAGCCCUGCCCAACGUCUGA